Heterocephalus glaber (naked mole-rat) is the source of this 1726-nucleotide messenger RNA. It is a transcript of the gene Psmd14, whose product is annotated as proteasome 26S subunit, non-ATPase 14. The record is from RefSeq and is a predicted model, not a curated record. Gene Ontology annotation, molecular function: protein binding; metallopeptidase activity. NCBI's taxonomy places the organism in Eukaryota, Metazoa, Chordata, Mammalia, Rodentia, Bathyergidae.
CGAAGCAGAGUAGUGAACCCGGAAGUGCUUCGCUGCGGAGGCCCAGGCCACUCUUUUUGAAUGGAAUCGGGCUGAUUCAUCGCAGGUUCGCGGAGCUGCAGCUGGACCGAGUCUGAGCCGCUGUCACCGCCGCCACCAAGUCACCGCAGAGCAAGACAAGGGUCCAGACCACUCCCUCCCGCCCGCCUUCAGGAGACGAAAAAAUACUUGGAAAAAUUAUACUUGCCAGAAUUAGCAAGAGUUUGAGUUACGAAGAAAUUUGUUAACUUGACAAAUUGAAGCUUAACGCCUUAAGAGUUACAGUUACUGAACAGAUUACUAGAGUGGAAAGGGGCUUGCAAGGCUGAGAAAUAUGGACAGACUUCUUAGACUUGGAGGAGGUAUGCCUGGACUGGGCCAGAAUUAAUGUGCCAUCUGGAAACCUGAGAUCCUGCCAUAAAAGGAAUUUUGGCUUUUUUGGCAACCAUUCAUCAGGAUAUGCUGUGACUGUGCACCUUAUCAGAAUAAUGAAACAUAAUUAGAAAGGGGCCACCUACAGAUGCUCCUGCAGUGGACACCGCAGAACAAGUCUAUAUCUCUUCGCUGGCACUGUUAAAAAUGUUAAAGCAUGGCCGUGCUGGAGUUCCAAUGGAAGUUAUGGGUCUGAUGCUUGGAGAAUUUGUUGAUGAUUACACCGUCAGAGUGAUUGAUGUGUUUGCUAUGCCACAGUCAGGAACAGGUGUCAGUGUAGAAGCAGUUGAUCCAGUAUUCCAAGCCAAAAUGUUAGAUAUGUUGAAGCAAACAGGAAGGCCUGAGAUGGUUGUUGGUUGGUAUCACAGUCACCCUGGCUUUGGUUGUUGGCUUUCUGGUGUGGAUAUCAACACUCAGCAGAGCUUUGAAGCCUUGUCGGAGAGAGCUGUGGCAGUGGUUGUGGAUCCCAUUCAAAGUGUAAAAGGAAAGGUUGUUAUUGAUGCCUUCAGAUUGAUCAAUGCUAAUAUGAUGGUCUUAGGACAUGAACCAAGACAAACGACUUCAAAUCUGGGUCACUUAAAUAAGCCAUCCAUCCAGGCAUUAAUUCAUGGGCUAAAUAGACAUUAUUACUCCAUCACCAUUAAUUAUCGGAAAAAUGAACUGGAACAGAAGAUGUUGCUAAAUUUGCAUAAGAAGAGUUGGAUGGAAGGUUUGACACUUCAGGACUACAGUGAACAUUGUAAACACAAUGAAUCAGUGGUAAAAGAGAUGUUGGAAUUAGCCAAGAAUUAUAAUAAGGCUGUAGAAGAAGAAGAUAAGAUGACACCUGAACAGCUGGCAAUAAAGAAUGUUGGCAAGCAGGAUCCCAAACGUCACUUGGAAGAACAUGUGGAUGUACUUAUGACUUCAAAUAUUGUCCAGUGUUUAGCAGCUAUGUUAGACACGGUCGUAUUUAAAUAAAAAAUGCAAAAAACUUUUAAUGAAACUUUCAGUACAUAGUCCUCUCUUGUUCCUAAUGCUCAAAAUCAAGGGACCUCGGAAGGUGUGUUUGGUUAAAUGUAAGACAUCUGGCAUCAUUUGCAGCACUGUAACACCUUUAGUCUCAGUUGUGCAAUUACUUCUGUUUCUUUAGUAAGGGUCUUUGCAGAUUCCAAAGUUGUACAAGAACACAUCAAAGUGGACAAGUUUUGUUAAGAUCUCAUUCAAUAUUUGAAGAAAUCAGUAGCACAAAUAUAUUUUGAUUGUUGCUUACAAAAUAAAAUACAUUUACAAUCCA